AUGUCUUCUCAAGCUACGUCGCAGUUGGUCGUUGGCCACCACCCAGGAUCUGACAGCGGCAAGACCCUCGAGACCUCCAUGCCCGCAGAAGUUAUGAACCAAAAGCUGGUUAUGCUUGAAGAAAUCCGCGCCAUUCACAUUCAUAGCUCUGGAGGCUCAUCAACAGAAGCAAAAAACGAGGCUGACGAUGCAGGAACCCGCGUGGCCCAACCCGAUGCUAUAGCCAACAGAGUGUCAAGGCGUAUUGGCUGGGUGAAGGCCGCAAUACUCAUGGUAGCCGAAACAAUGUCACUAGGCAUCAUGUCUUUACCUCAGGCCAUGAAUUCUCUGGGCAUGAUCGUCGGUGCAAUCCUCAUCUGCUUCUGCGGCGUCCUGAGCGUUUUGAGUGGUCUCUUACUCUGGAAGGUCAAGCUGAAAGUCCCUGAAGUCGCUAGUUAUUGCGACAUCAUGAACAAAAUGUAUGGUCGGAAAGGAACCUGGAUGUCCACAACCAACAAUGGCACCAUACUCAUUCUCGUCAUGGCCGCGCACAUCAUUACAUGGACCGAAAUGGUUGAUGUUCUGAGUAAUGGCAACACUCCUUGCUUAGUCUACAUCAAAGCCGCUGGAGCGUUCGGCAUGGCAUCGUUGUCACUGCCCAAACUGCUUAGAAGUAGCAUGCCGCUUUACUAUGUUGCUGCUGGAUCCAUCGUAACGGCAUCUUUCAUCCUGAUCAUCGGCGGCGGACUGACAUAUGAAGACUUGGGAGCAAAAAGCGCCUUCCUCAUCGUACCACUACGUCUGCUCAAGUUUUCUGCCGUGGCGAGCAACAUCAGCAACGUCAUGAUCUCAUAUGCCGGACACGUGGCCUAUUUUCAGAUUAUGGAUGAGAUGAAGAAUGUGAACGACUUCUGGAAAUCGCUCUGCCUCGCAAAUGGAGUGAUCGGGAUGAUGUAUUUCCUGAUUGCCGUGGUUGGAUACAAGUUCUUCGGUCAGGACGUGGCCUCUCCAGCUCUGAGCUCUGCAUCUCCCAUGAUCAGAAAGUGGGCCUGGGGCAUUUCCAUUCCGACCAUCAUCGUUGCGGGAGUCAUUGCAGCGUUUAUACUCAAUCACGAUAUCCUGGAGUUGAUCUGGAGCAAAGAGCAACUAUCUCAUGACGAAGCAAAGACCACAUCGAUCCCGAACAUUGUUGACGAGGAAAAAGAUGCGACGGGAAAUCAGACGAAUAUACAGUUGCAAAACUCUGUCAACUCGUCAUCAAUGCUAUCCUACAAGAAUGAGUGGAUUGGCCGGGUCCUAAUCAACGCUGCUACGUGGAUAGCCGCCUUUGUCCUCUCGAACGUCAUCCCCGAUUUUGGCAAUCUCAUGGGAUUGAUGGGCUCUCUCGUAGGCUGGACGAUCGCAAUCGGACAACCAGCCUUGUUCUGGCUCUGGACGGAAUGGAACCCUGUCAAAAGCGAAAGCAACAACAAAGUUCUAUGGAAGGAGAGCAUACAGCGCUCGUAUUUCCAUCAUUACAGCACCGCUUUCUGGUUGUGCUUUUGUGUUUGCAUGUUGGUUAUAUGGCCCGUGGCUGCUGUGACGGGGGUUUAUGGGAGUGGGGUGUUGAUUCAGGAGGCACACGCCAAGAAUGGUGCCUUUUCUUGCAAUACGAUCUCCCUUAUGAGAUAG
This is a messenger RNA of Ramularia collo-cygni, 1650 nucleotides long. RefSeq lists its product as uncharacterized. Gene Ontology annotation, molecular function: amino acid transmembrane transporter activity. The coding region runs from base 1 to 1650 and encodes 549 amino acids. Lineage: Eukaryota; Fungi; Ascomycota; Dothideomycetes; Mycosphaerellales; Mycosphaerellaceae. Gene Ontology annotation, biological process: amino acid transmembrane transport. The record is from RefSeq and is a predicted model, not a curated record. The transcript has 5 exons. Gene Ontology annotation, cellular component: vacuolar membrane.